This is a messenger RNA of Anoplopoma fimbria (sablefish), 4441 nucleotides long. It is a transcript of the gene otud7a, whose product is annotated as OTU deubiquitinase 7A. Gene Ontology annotation, cellular component: nucleus; cytoplasm. The record is from RefSeq and is a predicted model, not a curated record. Gene Ontology annotation, biological process: protein K48-linked deubiquitination; protein K63-linked deubiquitination; protein deubiquitination involved in ubiquitin-dependent protein catabolic process. The transcript has 11 exons. Gene Ontology annotation, molecular function: cysteine-type deubiquitinase activity; DNA binding; K63-linked polyubiquitin modification-dependent protein binding. Bases 4 to 2871 code for a protein of 955 amino acids. NCBI's taxonomy places the organism in Eukaryota, Metazoa, Chordata, Actinopteri, Perciformes, Anoplopomatidae.
CACAUGACUCUGGACAUGGACGCGGUCCUGUCAGACUUUGUUCGGUCCACAGGGGCAGAACCGGGUCUGGCAAGAGACCUGCUGGAAGGUAAAAAUUGGGACCUCAGUGCUGCUCUGAAUGAUUACGAGGAGCUCAGGCAGGUCCACACUGCCAACCUGCCGCAGGUCUUCAACGAGGGCCGCUACUACAAGCAGCCAGAGACACGUGACACGCCCACCCAUGUCACCAAGAUCGACAGGCCAUGUGCACAGAAGCAGGAGGACAAUGCACAGGAGAAGCGUUUGUCCCGCGGGAUCUCCCACGCCAGCUCUGCUAUCGUCUCGCUGGCGCGGCUGCAGGUGGCCAAUGACUGUACAAGCGAGCAGUUCCCUCUUGAGAUGCCCAUCUACACAUUCCAGCUUCCCGAUCUCAGCGUGUACAGCGAGGAUUUCAGGAGCUUCAUAGAGAGAGACCUGAUCGAGCAGUCCACCAUGAUGGCUCUGGAGCAGGCCGGUCGUCUGAACUGGUGGUCCACCAUGUGCACUAGCUGUAAGAAGCUGCUUCCUCUGGCCACCACAGGCGACGGGAACUGCCUUCUGCAUGCUGCCUCUUUAGGGAUGUGGGGCUUCCAUGACAGAGACCUGAUGCUGAGGAAAUCCCUGUACACCAUGAUGAAGAGCGGAGCGGAGAGAGACGCUCUAAAGAGGAGGUGGAGGUGGCAGCAAACCCAACAGAACAAGGAGUCGGGGCUGGUGUAUACAGAGGAGGAGUGGGAGAGAGAGUGGAACGAGCUGCUGAAGUUGGCCUCCAGCGAGCCUCGCACUCACCUCAGCAAAAACGGCAACACCAGUGGAGGGGUGGAUAACUCUGAGGAUCCGGUCUAUGAGAGUCUGGAGGAGUUCCAUGUGUUUGUGCUGGCCCACGUGUUACGAAGGCCAAUUGUAGUGGUGGCUGACACGAUGCUCAGAGACUCAGGAGGAGAAGCGUUUGCUCCCAUCCCGUUUGGAGGGCUCUAUCUGCCUCUGGAGGUUCCCCCGAGCCGCUGUCACUGCUCCCCUCUGGUCCUAGCCUACGAUCAGGCUCACUUCUCCGCUCUGGUGUCCAUGGAGCAGAGAGACCAGCAGCGAGAGCAAGCUGUUAUCCCUCUGACUGACUCGGAGCACAAGCUGCUGGCACUCCAUUUUGCCGUGGACCCUGGCAGGGACUGGGAGUGGGGGAGGGACGACAAUGAUAAUACCAAGCUAGCCAAUCUCAUCUUGUCUCUUGAGGCCAAACUCAACCUGCUGCACAACUACAUGAAUGUAACAUGGAUCCGAAUUCCAUCUGAAACAAGGGCUCCCCUAGCUCAGCCAGAGUCUCCCACAGCCUCUGCAGGUGAGGACGUCCAGUCUCUAGCUGAGUCUAUGGACUCUGACCGCGAGUCUGUCGGCAGCAACUCUAACGUCAACAACGGCAAGCCCAGCAAAGAGAAGGACAAAGACAAGCAGCGCAAGGACAAAGACAAGAGCCGGGCUGAUUCUGUAGCCAACAAACUAGGUAGCUUCAGCAAAACCUUGGGGAUCAAGCUGAAGAAGAACAUGGGAGGUCUGGGAGGCCUUGUGCACGGCAAAAUGAACAAAUCUAACUCUGGCUCAGGUCGUAGUGGGGAGAAUGGAGGGGAAAAGACAAAGAAAAAAGAGUCUAAGACAACCAAAGGGAGCAAGGAGGAGUCGGGCCAGUCAGCCAGCUCCACUUCCUCUGAGAAGACCACUAGUCCAUCUCCUACGGACAGAGACGGAGCCUCCAGCUCCUCCCCCGGGAGACAGGACAGUGCAGCGAGAGACAAGACCCUGGAAAACUGGAAAUACAGCACGGAUGUCAAGCUCAGCCUCAACAUCCUGCGGGCCGCCAUGCAGGGGGAGCGCAAGUUCAUUUUCGCAGGCCUCCUGCUCACCAGCCAUCGACACCAGUUCCACGAGGAGAUGAUCAGCUACUACCUGACCAAUGCCCAGGAGCGCUUCAGCCAGGAGCAGGAGCAGAAGAGGAAGGAGGCCGAGAAGAAGCCGCCUGCCGCUAACGAGGUGGCGGUGAAGAAGCCUGAGAUUGAGAGUGUCUUCCAGAGGGAGAGGUCAGACAGCUCGCCGCCGGAGAGCUGCUCUCCCGUCCUGCCCCACCACGCCCACACCUACAACCACAACUCCCAGCCCCCACUGGGGCUCAAGAUGCAGGGCAGGAACAGUCCCACUCCUGCGGCCCCUCUCAUCUCCAUCCCAGUCCCUCCUCUCACUCCGCCAAUAGCCUCCCACCAUGUCUCCCACCCAGCCCCAGCCCCUGCGCCUUACUCCUCCCCCAGUAUUGGUGCUAAGAGACCUGGGCCCGUUCCCGUGUCUGCCCACUACAGCCAUACACCGCCCAUCCAGCGGCACAGCGUGAUUCACUUACAAGAUGUCAACAUGCAAUCCUCCAUCUUCCAAGAUGACCCCUACAAGCCUGUGGUGGGCACCCUAAAGACAUGCGCCACCUACCCCCAGCAGAACCGCACACUCUCGUCCCAGAGUUACAGCCCUGCUCGCCUGUCGGGGGUCCGCACUGUUAACACCAUAGAGACGCUGUCCUACAACAUGCCUGGCGAACACAAGUCCCACACCUACACCAAUGGAUUCAAUGCGGGAGACAUUCAGGACUGCUUGGAGUUUGCUGAUGAGGACAACUCGUCUCACACCUGGCUCAACCAAGAGAAAACCAAAGGGCGGAGCUCUGGAAGCCCUUUGUACUGCUUUCAGCAGCGCCGCUGCAAGAGGGAGAACUGCUCCUUCUACGGCAGGCCAGAGACAGACAACUACUGCUCCUACUGCUACAGAGAGGAUCUGAAACGCAGGGAGAGGGAGAGCAAAGUGCAGAGGCCUGCAUAGCCAUCACAGCCACUUCAGCCACUAGUCAGCAAGGCCGCAGGAGACGUGAGGGAAGGACACCACCAUCUGCACUCAUUUAGAAUAACAUGAUGGCAAACAUUUUCCUAUUUUGUUGAAGAAUGCUCUUGUAUUCCUGUCACCCCUCCCUUGUUAGUAAAGAUGAUUACUUUAUAAUGGGGGAAGCAGAACUUGAAACAGUGAGCAGCUUUGGCCAGAAAUUGUGCUAUUUUGUUUUGGGUUUGUUUUUUUUGUCUCAUUGAAGUUAGUCUUUUACUUGUUUUAGAGUAAAAGUCAUCUCUCUGUGAUGUAACUUUCUGUUUGUGAGGGAAAGUUCUUUAUUUUUUAAAGUACAAAAAGAUCUGCAUCUCAUAUGGAGGGAACAUUUUAGCUCUUUUAAUCAGUUUGAAUGCAAUACCUCUGCUUGGUUCUUCAAAAAUUUGUAGUUGUUUUGCAAUCAAAAGAAAUUCAAUGGGAGAUUAAUAUUAGACUUUAAAGCAAUAAAUUGGUGAUUUUUGCUACACCCUCUCCCAAUUUUGUCUAUGCACCAAUAAUAUAGUUACUGUAGGUUAACUGUGUCUUGUAAAUUGUAAAGGAUUGUCACGGUGUGCUUUUGUAAACAAAUUUGAACUACAGGAAUUAAAAUGUGUAAGCAUUAUAGAUUGUAAUGUUGGAUUAGGAUGAAAAUGUAAACCUAUCUCAUUUGUUAAGUGUACCUUUGUUCUUGCCACAAUGCAAGGGUUUCCUGUGUCAGAAUUGGACUCAAGAUAAUGUGUAAGAUAUCAUUUCACAUUUGUACCCGAAGUCGACCUCCUUAAAACCACAAGCACUGCCAAACUGGCUUCCUUAAAAAAAGAUUACGAUUCAAAUUUUUUCAAAAUGUUUUCUGUGGCAAACACAGAACAAUGUGCAUAGGAUGAAUUGCUUCUAAAAUAUGCAGUGUUUAUGGUGUGUUUCUCUUGAGUCGCCUGUUAACUACUCUAUUCGGUCAAUGUGUUAGAUGAGAAGAAUUGUGGGUAGUGAGAGCAGGCCGAUGCGUAUUUGUCUGAAGUGUGAUUACGUGUCUCUUCCCCUCUACACAAACAACACAAUGUGCAAUCAUGCUAUUAGCACUAUGUGGUGACCUGCAGUAUAGAUGUGUCACCGGUCCAGUGUGAGAUUGUCUGUUCUUCUUCCAUAUCUAGAGGCCGUUAAAAAGAAGCACCUGCUGCUAAGAGCACCUCAAGCCUUUGUGAUCAUCAGUGCUUUAACCAAUCAGUGGGUUUGUAAAACCCCAGGCCUCCAAGUGCUUUCUGCUCAUUCGACAUGACUACUGUACAGACGCAGUGUUUGUGUUGCUGUUUGUUCUGGUGAUGCUUGGAUAAUGUACCAUGCUGUCCUUAACUAAGUGUGUCCUGGCCAAGGAUGUCCACUGCUCCCUGGGUUUGCUUCUGUCUCUCUCCUGUACACACUGCAGUGUUGCUCCUCUUUGUUUCUAUGUGACAAGUUCAUGGACUCUCACCAUGUUAGGACUGUAAGAUAUGAUUUUGUAUUCCUUUAAGAGUUUUACACUACUUUAAAUUAUUAAUUUGCA